GACACGGACGCGCAAAACCGCCUUGGCAUAUUUCUUGGUGUAGUGGUGGACAUUAAUCAUGAUGUCUCAAUGUACAAUAAAAUAGUGGCUCUUGGCAUACAAGGAAGGUCUUCAAAUCAUCCAUUUUGGCGGUUCAUUCGGAUUAUUGAAUCUUUUAAAGGAAAUGCACUGGGAGUAGGCAGUAUGGAUUGCUACAAAAGCCGAACCUUCCCCAGAAAGGAUUUGCCUGCGGUACACUGAAAGUGCAGGAAAUGCUUAUGGGAACUACCAAUUCCUUAACUAUAAGGAUAACAUUGCCACACGCUCUAUCAUGACUGAUGGCGAGGGAAGAGAGCACUUUCACCACUUGGAGAACGAGGGGGAGAGAGGACCCAUUUCGGCUUUGUACCGGGCGCCAGGUCAGGGCGAAGACACAGGCGAUGAGGAGGAGAGGGGCAGCACAUGGAUCCCUGAGUCGGCUCGGGCACAGGGUUCCAGCGGGCGCGACCCAACUCCGGAUCUGGCGUCGGAUGAUGAGGAGCAGCCUCCCUACCCGCUUCUCGCCCCCGUUGUGUUUUUCUGCAUGAAACAGACCACUCGACCACGUAGCUGGUGUCUACGAAUGGUUUGUAAUCCCUGGUUCGAGCACAUUAGCAUGCUGGUGAUCCUGCUGAACUGCGUGACACUGGGCAUGUACCAGCCCUGCGAAGACAUGAAGUGUGAAUCCGAGCGCUGUAUCGUCCUACAGGUACUGGACGACUGCAUCUUCGCCUUCUUCGCUGUAGAGAUGUUCAUUAAGAUGGUGGCCCUGGGCAUCUGGGGAUCCAAGUGUUACCUUGGCGACACCUGGAACCGUCUGGACUUCUUCAUCGUCAUGGCUGGGAUGAUAGAGUAUUCCCUGGACGACCACAAUGCCAGCUUGUCAGCCAUCCGGACUGUGCGAGUACUCCGGCCCCUCCGAGCCAUUAACAGAGUGCCCAGUAUGAGGAUACUGGUGACUCUUCUCCUUGAUACUCUGCCUAUGUUAGGCAACGUCCUUCUCCUGUGCUUUUUUGUCUUCUUUAUUUUCGGCAUCGUCGGGGUGCAACUGUGGAACGGGCUGCUGAGGAACAGGUGUUUCUUGGGAGGGAAUGCCAAAGACUUCAGCGAUUUUAACCUGUCCCAACACCCUUACUAUGUGGACGAGGAGGAGGGCGAGGACAAUCCCUUCAUUUGCUCGUCGCCCAAUUACAGUGGCAUGCAGCACUGCCGCGACCUGCCGGCCAACUGGAGCCUCUACUAUAACGAGUGCCGCCCCGGCGACCACAACCCGCACAUGGGUGCCGUCAACUUUGAUAACAUUGGAUACGCAUGGAUUGCUAUUUUCCAGGUUAUCACUCUGGAAGGAUGGGUAGACAUCAUGUAUUAUGUCAUGGAUGCACACUCCUUUUACAAUUUUGUAUAUUUUAUACUGCUCAUUAUAGUGGGCUCCUUCUUCAUGAUAAACUUGUGCCUGGUUGUGAUUGCAACCCAGUUCGCGGAGACCAAGCAGCGCGAGAACCAGCUGAUGCGGGACCAGCGGACGCGCUACCUCUCCAAUGACAGCACGCUGGCCAGCUACUCGGAGCCGGGCAGCUGCUACGAGGAGAUGCUGCGCUACAUCAGCCACCUGUGCCGCAAGGUCAAGCGCCGCUGCCUCCGCGUCUACAACAACUGGCAGAGCAAGCGCCGCAAGAAGGUGGACCCCGACAGUGGGCUGGGCGGGAUUGGACACAGUGGGGGCGGUCUCGGCGGUAUGGGGGGCCUGAAUGGGCACGGCCGGCCUCGGGACCUGGGCUACUGGUUCCGGGCCAUGCGCAACCUCAUUCAGCACCAUCAGCACCACCACUGCCACCUGAGCAAUGGCAGCCCUUAUGGUCAGCAGCAGCAGCAGCAGCAGCAGGGGAUGACGGAGACCUCUGGGCUGGUAGAGGUGGUGGAGAUGAGCACCCUCCACGUCACCACUCCCCAGCCGGCCCCCACCAUCAUUGGCCACACGGAGGGAGGGGUGCCCGGCGUCUGCCAUGGCGACUUCCAGGAAGUAACGCAUGGCCUGACCAGCCCUCCUCCUACUACUACUACUCCUGGGACCUUUGUGACCGAGGUGCCACCCCAGCUGGGCAGGCUGAACGGGGGCAUGAACUACCCCACCAUCCUCCCCUCCUUUGUCUCUGGCUACCCUGGCAACACACCACUGGGUAACGGCCGAGGAGAGAUAACCGCCGACUCUGUGGACCUGCUGGACCCGGCAGAGAGGCUGCAGCAGCUGCUGGGAGAGCCAGGUCAGCACCGGCUGCUACUACUGCUGAUGGGCGUAGUGCCCAGUCCUCUCAUCCUACAGCUCCGCAGCUGCAUCCACUGUGCCAGCGUGAUGGAGGAGAUGGAGCAAGAGUUUGCCGAGUCCGAGAGCGCCAGGGCCGAGGUGGAGUCCGCCCAACAGCACACAGAGUGUGGCCGCAGCGACGCAGACGGGAGACCGGGCCGGCGGCGGCACCGGCGUCCGCACCCCAAGAGAAUUGUGGGCCGUGGCUGCCUGGCACAGGCCUGGGAAGGCUUUCGUGAGCGGCUCAAGUGCAUUGUGAACAGCAAGUACUUCAACCGAGGGAUCAUGAUCGCAAUCCUCAUCAACACGCUCAGCAUGGGCAUCGAGUACCAUGAGCAGCCGAAGGCACUGACGGAGAUCUUGGAGAUCAGCAACAUCGUCUUCACCAGCAUGUUUGUGCUGGAGAUGGUGUUUAAGGUCCUGGCUUUCGGAGUCUUUGGCUACAUUAAGAACCCCUAUAACAUCUUUGAUGGAAUUAUCGUCGUCAUUAGUGUGUGGGAGAUCAUGGACGGUGGAGACGGGGGCCUGUCGGUCCUGCGUACGUUCCGGCUUCUGCGGGUUCUAAAGCUGGUGCGGUUCCUUCCGGCCCUGCGGAGACAGCUGGUGGUUCUGAUGAAGACCAUGGACAACGUGGCCACCUUCUGCAUGUUACUCAUGCUCUUCAUUUUCACAUUCAGUAUUCUUGGAAUGCAUCUGUUUGGAUGCAAGUUCAGCCGGGUCACGGAAACUGGGGACACCAUUACGGACCGGAAGAACUUUGAUUCUCUGCUCUGGGCCAUCGUCACUGUGUUUCAGAUCUUGACCCAAGAGGACUGGAACGUGGUGCUGUAUAACGGCAUGGCCUCCACCACGCCUUGGGCCGCACUCUACUUCGUCGCUCUCAUGACCUUCGGGAACUAUGUGCUCUUCAACCUGCUGGUGGCCAUCUUAGUCGAGGGCUUUCAGGCUGAGGGGGAUGCCUGUGAGAAGUCAGAUGAAGACGAGGAGAAGAGGUCUUCGAAUUUCGAAGAGGAAGAGCGAGUGGGAGAGCUUCGAGACAGAGAGCUGAGGAUGCUGAUGAUGACAGCCAAUGGCCACGUGGACCCGCGAGGCUCUUUGGCCCCGCCCAUCAUCAUGCGUACGGCAGCCACGCCCAUGCCCACGCCCAAGAGCUCCCUUGGCCCAGAAUCCAUGCUGGGGUUCGGGGAGUCCCGCCGGGGCAGUGGAGUGUCCAUCGACCCCAUAAACCCCUACGACCAGCGUUCCCUGAGCAGCCCGCGCCGGUCCCCGUGCCACCCCCGCACGCCGGGCAGCAACUGGGGUAGCCGGCGAUCCAGCUGGAACAGUCUGAGUCGAGCCCCCAGCCUGAAGAGGAAGGACACCUCUGGUGAACGGGAGUCGCUCCUGUCGGGCGAAGGCCGGGGCAGUUUCGAGGACGAGGACCCCGAGGGAGACGACGGAGGAGGAGGAGGUGGUGGAGGUGGAGGGAGGGGUGGGAGUGUCGGUGGUGGGCCACCUUUCCCGGGGUCUCUGGAUAUCCCUGAUGUGCAGCUGGGCUCGGUGCCGGUGCUGGGGCCGGGGCCGGGGCCGGUGCCGUACCAGUCAGGCGAGUAUCACGACUGUAACGGGCGCGUGUUGCACGUCCCUCCUGGAGCCCCACCGGAACUGGGCCGAGAGGACUCCAACCCUGAUGAAGACAUUGAGGAUGGUUACUGCUACCGAAUAAAGAAGGUUUUAGAGUCCUAUAAACCUCAGUGGUGCAUUGAUCACGAGGAUUGGUCCCUCUACUUAUUCUCCCGUGACAACAGAUUUCGUCAGACGUGUCGGCGCAUCAUAGAGCACAGGAUGUUUGACCACGUGGUCUUGGUGUUCAUCUUCCUCAACUGCAUCACCAUCGCCAUGGAGCAUCCCAACAUUAAAACCGACAGCACGGAACGGUUGUUUCUGAUUGUCUCAAAUUACAUUUUCACUGUGAUCUUCGUUGCUGAAAUGACUGUAAAGGUGGUGGCUCUUGGCUUCUACUCAGGAAAAGACAGCUAUCUCCAGAGCACUUGGAACGUGUUGGACGGCAUGCUGGUCUUCGUGUCCCUGGUGGACAUCUUGGUGUCCCUGUCUUCCUCCGGCGGCAACCGCAUCCUGGGCAUCCUGCGCGUGCUGCGACUGCUACGAACGUUACGGCCACUCAGGCUGAUAAGCCGAGCUCCUGGACUGAAGCUGGUGGUGGAAACGUUGUUCUCAUCUCUGCGACCCAUCGGGAACAUCGUAUUGAUCUGCUGCGCUUUCUUCAUUGUGUUUGGAAUUUUGGGGGUUCAGCUUUUCAAGGGGAAAUUUUACCACUGCGAAGGAAUCGACAUCAAGAACGUCACCAACGUCACAAAGUCUAUCUGUCUCAAAGCUGGGCAUCGGUGGAUAAGGAAGAAGUACAACUUUGAUAAUUUAGGCCAGGCUCUCAUGUCCUUGUUUGUGUUGUCCUGCAAAGAUGGCUGGGUGAACAUCAUGUACGACGGCCUUGAUGCUGUCGGUGAGGAUAAGCAGCCGGUGCGUAACAAUAACCCCUGGAUGCUGCUCUACUUCAUCUCCUUCCUGCUGAUCGUCAGCUUCUUUGUGCUCAACAUGUUUGUGGGCGUGGUGGUGGAGAACUUCCACAAGUGCCGGCAGGACCAGGAGGAGGAGGAGGCCAAGCGGAGGGAGGAGAAGAAGCAGCGGAUGAUGGAGAAAAAGCGCAGGAAGGCUCAGCAGAGGCCGUACUAUGAGGACUACUCUCCUCUGCGGCGCUACAUCCACAUGGUGUGUACUAAUCACUACCUGGACCUCUUCAUCACCGGCAUCAUCGCCAUCAACGUGGUCACCAUGUCCAUGGAGCAUUACCAGCAGCCCAAGUAUCUCAAGCAUGCUCUGACGUACUGCAACUAUGUCUUCACCUUCUUCUUCGUCAUCGAGGCCCUGCUCAAGCUUGUGGCUUUUGGCCUCCGACGCUUCUUCAAAGACAGGUGGAAUCAGCUGGACCUGGCAAUAGUGCUGCUGUCUAUCGUGGGCAUCACACUGGAGGAGAUCCAAAUGAACGCCGCUCUACCCAUCAACCCCACCAUUAUACGCAUCAUGCGGGUCCUGAGGAUUACCAGAGUACUGAAGCUGUUGAAGAUGGCCACUGGAAUGAGAUCAUUGCUGGAUACUGUGAUGCAGGCUUUACCUCAGGUGGGUAAUCUGGGCCUGCUCUUCAUGCUGCUCUUCUUCAUUUAUGCCGCUCUGGGAGUGGAGCUCUUCGGGAAGCUGAAAUGCACUGACGACAACCCCUGUGAGGGCCUCAGCAGACAUGCCACAUUUGAAAACUUUGGCAUGGCCUUCCUCACGCUCUUCAGAGUGUCCACAGGGGAUAAUUGGAAUGGCAUUAUGAAGGACACGCUGCGGGAGUGCAAGCCAUAUGAGGAGCACUGCCUGAGCUAUCUACACGUGGUGUCACCCAUCUACUUUGUGACGUUUGUGCUGAUGGCCCAGUUCGUGCUGGUGAACGUGGUGGUGGCCGUGCUCAUGAAGCACCUGGAGGAGAGCAACAAGGAGGCCAAGGAGGAGGCGGCAAUGGACGCGGAGAUCCAGCAGGAGAUGGAGCAGGAGAUGGAGAUGGAGAGGAGGCUGAGUCACAUCUCCACCGGACCCGGCUCCCCUGGGCCUGCUGGCAGGGAGCUGUUUGGGAGGCACGCGUCGAACUCACCAGGGCAGGAUGAGGAGAGCCAUGGCGCUGAGGAGAAUCCUCUGCCACUGCGGAAGCUGUCUGUGACACGCAUGCACUCUCUGACCAACGACAGCUACAUGUUUCGUCCAGUGCGGCCCGCCAGUGCCCCAUUCUGUAGUCAGGACGGCGAUCAACACCACGGCUACGGCCAAUCAGGCUCUGUGACAUCGGUUCACUCUCAGCCUUGUGAGAGCCACUCCCUGCUGCAGGUGCCAGGCAUCCCUCCUCUGGCCCAGCUCACCAAAGGCCUCCCCCGGAUCCCCCCGCCCAAACCAUCCCCCUUCAAGUCGCUGCGUAGACAGGAGGCGGUAAAGCACGACUCCAUCGACGUGCAAAGCAGCGAGGCUAAAGAUCUCCCCAUCGCCCAGCAGCAACACUCCUACAGCCACAUCAGCCCCAACAACAACAACCCCAGCCCUAACCCCAGAAGCCCCCAGGCCUCUCCGCUGCUGCCCCCACGCGACCGCUCCCCCAGCGUCCGCACCCUGCAGGGGCUGUACGGCCAGCGCAGCAUCCCCCGACAGCACACUCCCAGCCUGGCCAGCAGCAGCACCAGCACCAGCCCCAGUGGCUCCAUGUUCGACUCCGCAGACCCUACAGACGAGGAGGUGCGCUACAUUAAUAGCGCUGCCAAGCACGUGAGAGGUGCCGGUGGUGUGUGGGGUAGCCAGUCGUCAGCAGGGGGAGUAGGUGGUGGCAGCGCUGUGGGAGUCGGAGUGAGAGUUGGAACGGGAGGCCCACACGGGGAUGUCCGCAGCCACUCGCUGUCGCCCUUCGCCUCAGGCACCUCAUCCCUCCAACUGGCAAAGAACUGUGGGAGCGCAGCCAACCUGGCGGCCCUGAGGGACAGGGACAUGAAGAAGUUCUUCAGCGUGGACACCAAAGGCUUCUUGGACAAGCCGUCAGCCUGCAGCGGUGCCUGUGGAGGCAGCAUCGCUGGUGGAGUUGGGGACGACCUGCGCCGUCACUCCAUUGAGAUCUGCCCCUCAAUGGACGUGGACGUGGACGCGGACGACGCAUUUGACCAAGCCCUGGCAGAGGUCCGGCACCCACCCAUGCGGGGACAGUCGCUAUACAUCCCCAGGAAGAAGAAGACGAGCCCUCCCUGCAUCUCCAUCGAUGCUCCACUGGAGGCGGAGGGUAGCCCCGUGCCACAUAAGCCCACGGCAGCCAACAUCAACAGUACGCUUUUACGCCGACGGACGCCCUCCUGUGAACAGACACAGCUGCUGCAACAGCAGCAGCAGAGGGAAUCUAUGGACCUGAUGGAACAUCAGGUGCUUCAAAACCAGCCUCUUCUGAGCAUCCAGGCCCACGGUAGCACUAGCACGGAGUACCAGGCCAGUACCGUGCCGCAGAUCACCUUUGACCAGUCUGACUCCACGAUCGUGGAUAGCAGUCUGUCGAACCCCCUGCUUGACAGCAAUCCAGUUCCACGCUCCUCUCCAUUUGACGGUCGACUUGAGGAGUCUACUGAUUUUUGUUCUCCAAACAGGACAGCCCUGUGACAGGGGAUGGAAAAAAAGAUUUCCGAGGGUGCCAACCCCAAACUUUAUUUGUUUGACGUGAGUCAAAAAUGCUCAUUGUUCAAGUAGAGGUACACAAAUGAAUGAUCGAUCAUUCAAACGACCUGGCACGGUUUCAGUAGCCAAAGUUCAAAAACUUUGUUGCAUUGUUCUGUGUCUGUGUCGCCCAGGUGUUGGACGUUGCUGUUUUCAGCUGAGAAAGGAAGUUGUGUUUUUUUCUGCCCAGGGUCGGAUGUCAUGUCUGGCCAGCAAGCGGGCUUGUUGCAAGUGUUGUCGGACAAAGGUUAUGCAAUUUCAGGUUUCCGUCUGGAACUCUCUCACUUUUACAUUGGUCCCGGACUCAAUCAUAUUGAUCUGAGUGCUGGAUGUGUGUCAAGAUUUCAUUUACACUGUUUUUGUCUUCAGUCACGUUUGUCCUCUUUCGCCAUGGACUUGGCUAGGCUACAUCCCUUUUUUCCUGUAAAAAAAUGAGAGAAAUACAAGUAAAAGUUGUACAAAUUCAGUACUGUACAUCUUACAGUCUAAAUAGAAAGAAAUAUUGUAUCAAAGAUGAAAAAUAGCUCUAUUCAUAUCCACAUAUUUUUAUAGAGAUCUAUAAUGUUUUUGCACAUAUCGAUAUGAAUUUCGAGUCGGAUGUUCUUUUUGUUGUCCUCCUGUGAAUGUACAUUUCUUUUUUAAAGAAAGUGAAAUAGCAGUGGGAUUGAUUCCAGUCAAUUUGAGACCUACUGAGAAUACUUUUUAUUUUUUUAUUGGGAGGUGGGGGGGUUGUAACAGUGUCAGUGUAGAUCCGACAAAAACCAAACUACAAACAACAAUCUGUAGCCUGAGUGCAAUAUACUGUGUGUUUUGUGUUAGUCUGCCCUGUUAGGUUGCUUAUGUUUUGCCACCAUAUUAACACACACAUGCACAAACCCACUAACGCAUAAACAAAAGCACGCACACAUACACAUGCACACACUUACACACACACAUUGCACAGACACACAUACAACAUGUCACAGACACAGUGCUUUUGUCAUAUACUCAGGUUCAUCUCAAAGUGGAAUGAAUGACAUGCAUAUCUCACUGUAAUCACUCUCAUUAUCUUCCCAAAGGAAGUCUUGUGACUCAUGCUAAACCUCUCUCCUGGGGCUUGCAUGUGAAGGACAAACUGUAAACAAAAAAAGUUACUUUGCAAGAUUCAUUUUGUCCUCUUCCUCCUUGCGAUGUUUUAUAACUUUGUAUCCUGUAAAAAAAAAAAGAACAGGAGAAGCUGUUGUAUUUAUUGUUGGUAAUGAAUGAGUGGUUGAAACACUUGAUUGAAGCUCUUGAUGACAUGUUGACUGUCACAAGUCUGUCCUAAUUGGGGACCUUUCAGGUUUGGAUUGGUCCCUGGGUUUGUGUCUUGCCUCUGCAUCGAGCAAGUUUGUUUUGUUUCCACCAGUUUAGGUGGGGUGUAUAUUAAGCUCGGGUGAAUGAGAGAGACGGUGGUGUCUUUUUGUGUACAGCUCAACCAUUAUGAUUCCUUUUUUAUACUGAUUUCCACUCAUGGGUGCAGGGUAGUCACUCAUUGAUUUUUUUUUAGCAUUAUUUAAAAAAGAAAUAAUUUCUCCAGAAUUGACCCACGUGUCAGCCAUCAGUAGUGAGAUCCCACACCAAUGUCUACUUGUCACUCCAGUCAAAUCCAGUUUGCUAGUUCAAAUAGUUGCUACAGCAGCUCCUGACCUGUAGUGGUGUAUUAUUACCCUCAAUUUUUGAAUCCUCAAAAAAAUAACAUUAAAAAAAUGCAUGCUCUAUGAAAAUGACUAAAAAAAAUACAUUAAACAUGUUACAUGUUUUUUGAGGUUUUUUUGAUAUUGCAAUUUGCAAAUGUUCUCAUUUGUAGAAUUGACUACCUAAUUGCACUGGGCUGUAUUGACUAGAUAUUCCUCUUUGUAGUACUGAAGAACCCCACUUAUUUAUUGUCUUAUACAAGAUUUUAUGGUAAUUAAUAUCUACAAAGGGAGACAGUCAUUGAAAAAAAACAUGGUUGGUUCAACUGGGCUUGAGGGGAUACUUGAUUUACUGAUCAGAUGAUUGAAUUGGAUGAUAGCAGCAUGCUUGGUCUGAAAGUUUAAUUCCCUUCAAUUGUGACAAUCCAACCCAAAGAUGGAGGUUAUCCUUUGGAGUCCAAGCACAGGUGACGCC
This is a messenger RNA of Engraulis encrasicolus (European anchovy), 9721 nucleotides long. RefSeq names its product calcium channel, voltage-dependent, T type, alpha 1H subunit a (gene cacna1ha). Gene Ontology annotation, cellular component: voltage-gated calcium channel complex; voltage-gated sodium channel complex; plasma membrane. The coding region runs from base 311 to 7537 and encodes 2408 amino acids. Gene Ontology annotation, molecular function: voltage-gated sodium channel activity; low voltage-gated calcium channel activity. The record is from RefSeq and is a predicted model, not a curated record. The transcript is spliced from 35 exons. NCBI's taxonomy places the organism in Eukaryota, Metazoa, Chordata, Actinopteri, Clupeiformes, Engraulidae. Gene Ontology annotation, biological process: calcium ion transmembrane transport; membrane depolarization during action potential; positive regulation of calcium ion-dependent exocytosis.